AGGGGAAUAAUAGUAACAGUGAGGGUGUGGGUAAGGGCCAAUUAGAAUAACAGUGGAGAGGGUAACAACGAGGGUUGUGGAGAGUAACACUGAGGGUCGUGACUGGGUAACAGUCAAAGUCAGUAAGAGUGUGGGUGAAAGUAACAGUGAGUUUGUGAAUGAAUGAGUAUCAAUGGGAGUGAGGGGACAGAUUUGAGAGGAUAAGUAUUAUAACUGUGAAGAGGAGGGUCAAGUCUGUAACAGAGAGAGUGACGGUAACAAGUUUGUGUGAUCUGACUUGUUGCUUUCUGGACAUAUGAUGUAUCGAGCACAGCUUUGUACUGCUGAUGAAGAGAGGAUAGUCACUGACUUGGAGAAAUGUCACUUUGUUACGGUUUUUCGGGAAUGUGAUUUGGGUCAAAAAGGCUACCUGAGCAGAGAGGACCUCAAGGUUGCGGUGGUAGCUGCGUUUGGAUAUAAACCUUCAAAGCUCGAGAUAGAUAUGAUGAUGGCUGGAGCAGUGGAAAAUAAUUUGCCAGGCCUGCCCCUUGAACAGUUCACAGCUCUGAUGAGCAGGAAGCUGGCAGCCCAAGACCGCUACGACGAGAUACGGCAGAUCUUCUCAGCGUUUGACGCACGCUGUUGUGGUUUUCUGACAUUGGACGACUUUAAGAGGGCAUUUGCAGACGUUACACCCCAUCUGCCUGAGCAAACUGUGACCGAAGCUUUCAGUGUCAUUAUAAGACUUCAUCUGUCUUCCUGCAGGGAAGUGGAUCGAGAUUUGGAUGGCCACGUCAGCUUCAAGGACUUUGAGAUUGUCAUGCGCCAUGAAUGACAAUCUAAUGAAGCCUGGAGUGAGGAAGGAUGUUGCAGAUCUUUCAGCCCCAAGGGCAACAACACUGCUCCCUCAUGAAUGGGGAGUGACCUGGGAGACAAAGCCAUUGCUCAAUCAGAAAUGUCACCCAAAUGCAGUUUAUAUAUUUCAUGUUCUCCCUCCAACUGCAGCAGUGAUUCAAUAUUCAAUGUGGUAUUUGUGUACUUCCAGGAACAUGUAGCUUUGUUACAAUGAAUGCAAUAAACUUGUUGUCUUGUAUGUUCAGCAUCAUAUCUCGGUUCUAGUGGCAGAUUCAAAGUGAAUGGUUUAGUUCUCACACCAUCUGCAGUCUCCUGAAAACAUAGAAAUAAGGAGUAGCAUCUGGUCAUUCAGCCUCCUGGGUCUGCUCUGUCAUUCAUGGGCAUACAGCACAGAAACAGACCCUUCGGUCCAACUUGCCCAC
This is a messenger RNA of Chiloscyllium plagiosum (whitespotted bambooshark), 1256 nucleotides long. NCBI's taxonomy places the organism in Eukaryota, Metazoa, Chordata, Chondrichthyes, Orectolobiformes, Hemiscylliidae. The record is from RefSeq and is a predicted model, not a curated record.